GGUUGUUGGUUUUUUGGUUUUUCUGGUCAGCCGGGUCGUCGGUUCUGGCCGGUUCUCACCGAGCCAAAAGCACAUUACAUUCAGCCCCCACCUCCUCAAUCAAAAGCCGCCCAUCUCCGCGAUGAUCUAGAUGGUACUUGCGCAAAGUGGAUCAAACCUCACUAUUUAAUUACUGUUCUAGCAUUGGGACUUGCUAUGUGAUUACUCUCCUCUGAUAUCCCAAUCCGAACUCAACCACAGCCGGCACCGAAUCCACGAGAAAGCCCGCUCAAUCCCGACAUUUCAAUCCAAUCGAGGCACGAAACCCUAGAGCUUCGAUUUUGACUGCAGCGCUCCGCCAUGGCCACCGUGCCUUCUUCGGCGUCAACGUCCGCCGCUUCGUCGUCUUCGCAGUUUACUUACUCAAAUAAUUCUUACUUCCCUCUGCCCUUUCACCUCCAGCAAUCGGACCCAAUGGCCGCGUCGCAGUAUCCAAAGCCUUACGUCGCGCCUCCCGCUGUGAUUCCUGCCCCAGCUGUGAAAGUUCCAGCAGCUCCAGUCACGCCCUAUCCCGCUCCGGCACCCGUUGCUGGCGUAUACACGCUGCCACAGUAUCAGCAGGCUCAACAGCUAUUUCAGAGGGAUGCACAGACGAUUACACCGGAAGCUUUGGAGAGUGUUAAAGCUGCCCUUGCAAGCAGUGAGAUUGAGCACAAAGCAGAAACAAAAAAGAGAGCACUACCUCGCAAAGCUGCUGGGCAGAGCUGGGAGGAUCCAACACUUGCUGAUUGGCCAGAAAAUGAUUAUCGCCUGUUUUGUGGUGACCUGGGUAAUGAGGUGAACGAUGAUGUUCUUUCAAAAGCUUUUGCACGAUUUCCUUCCUUCAAUAUGGCCAAAGUUGUGAGAGAUAAGCGGACGGGCAAAACCAAGGGAUUUGGAUUUGUUAGUUUUUCUAACCCUUUAGAUCUUGCAGCGGCACUAAAAGAAAUGAAUGGUAAAUAUGUUGGAAAUCGACCAAUUAAACUCCGCAAGAGCAAAUGGAAGGAGAGAACGGAUUAUGAUGCUUUGGAAAGACAAAAGAACCAAACACAAAAGAAACAAAAGCUUCCAAAGAAAGGUGUAUUGCACAAGUGAGUGCUGAUAAAAGCAUAUAAAUCCAAUGAUAGAACCAAGAUGGGAGAUGCGAACGCUGCAGAAUGCCAGAAUCCUUUUGUUUGCCAGACUGGGGAACCCUGUCAAACCUUUGCUAGCAAAGCCAGGAUUGUUUAUGCGUUAGUUGUAUUUUGGCCUGAGUUUCUGUAUUCCAUAUCAUUCCAUAGAAUGGUAUUUGGAUUUGACAUUUAGAAGAUUCGACUAUCUUACAUUUAAAAUUUUGAAGUAAAAAAAUUUUCUUCUUUUUUGGCUCUUUUUUUGGAGAUGGCGUUGGUUGUUGAAGUUAGGGUUAGGGUUAGGGAAGUUCUACCUGGUUGAUAUAAAGUAGUGUCUGCUUUUUGGCAUUUAAUUAAUGAUUUGGUUUGGUUUUCCA
Messenger RNA from Malania oleifera, 1504 nucleotides. RefSeq lists its product as uncharacterized. The coding region runs from base 340 to 1113 and encodes 257 amino acids. Lineage: Eukaryota; Viridiplantae; Streptophyta; Magnoliopsida; Santalales; Ximeniaceae. Gene Ontology annotation, molecular function: mRNA binding. The record is from RefSeq and is a predicted model, not a curated record. The transcript has 7 exons.